AACUUCAUUCCCCAACUGAAGAAUCACCUUUUAUCUCGCCUUCUUGGCUUGGACUUCGACGGGGACGAACACGAGUACACGGCAGCGCAGCGUGACUCCGUGAUCAUACUGGGAAACAAGAUUUACCAUCACAAAGUCUUACGGGUGAACUACACGACAUACGACAUACGACGGAACCAGGAUUCCAUGAACUCACACGCUCAUUGCGACAUUAUGAUUCAUUCUUGUGAGUCGGGUCCGGGAGUCCAUCCAUACUGGUAUGCUCGUGUUAUUGGAAUAUUCCACGCCUCCGUUGUUCAUGCUGACGCCACGGCCACCAAUCGCUCACUUCAAUGCAUCGAGUUUCUUUGGGUACGCUGGUUCGGCAUCGAUCCUGAUCACCGAUACGGAUCCCACCGAGCACAUCUCCCCAAGAUCGGGUUUGUUCCCGAAUCAGACCCAUGUGCAUUUGGCUUCCUCGACCCUUCUCUGGUCAUUAGAGGGUGUCAUCUGAUACCAACCUUUGCUGAUGGUCGCACUUUGGAGCUACUCAGUUGCCCUGAUUCCAUAGCGCGAACCGCUGGCGAGGUGGACGACUGGGCAUCUUAUUAUGUCAACAUGUAG
Messenger RNA from Postia placenta MAD-698-R-SB12, 603 nucleotides. RefSeq lists its product as hypothetical. NCBI's taxonomy places the organism in Eukaryota, Fungi, Basidiomycota, Agaricomycetes, Polyporales, Adustoporiaceae. The record is from RefSeq and is a predicted model, not a curated record. The annotation marks the transcript as partial. The transcript has a single exon.